AUGGCGGAACUACGUAUGAUCGGGAUAGACGUCUCCGUCUCCAAGGAAGAGUUGCGGGACACCUUGGCGUUGGCUGCGGGAUACGGCGGCGCGGAGGUGCAGGUUGGAGAAACUGGGACCACUAGGAACGGUCUCGGCUUGACUUGGGUGCGUUGUCCACCAGUCGGAGCGAGGAAGCUGGCUCAGGCAGGAAAGGUUGCACUGGCAUGGUCCAUUGCUAGGGUCGAAGCCAUCGCGAAGAGGCCCUUGCAGUGCUUUAAAUGCAUGGAUUUAGGGCACGUCAGGGCGACGUGCGUAUCGACGAUAGACCGAUCACACCUAUGUUAUAGGUAUGGCGAAACUGGGCAUCGCGCUAGAGGUUGUACUGCCUCUACACCCAAGUGCCCCCUUUGCGAGUCGCUCGGGCCACAUGCGGCCGACCGGAUGGGAGGAAUGGCAUGCUGCCCGCCGAAGAAGGAAAACAGGAGGAUGCCAUCAACUCGUGACUCUGCCGCGAGGAAGUGCAUAGCAGAUCCAGCGUGCGCCGAAGGAGGUGCCAUGGAUUUGGUGCGAGACCUGAAUGGCUUAAUAGCUGUAGCAUGGACACCGGCGAUAGGCCCCCCUGGCGUCCUGCUUGAUUGUGGCAGCGGUUAUAUCGCCGCCGAGUGGGCUGGAAUGUUGUUAGUGGGCGUCUAUGUUUCCCCUAACAGCGGCCGGCCGCAUUUGAGGACUUUAGAGGACAACCAGAUUUAA
This is a messenger RNA of Bombus impatiens (common eastern bumble bee), 732 nucleotides long. RefSeq lists its product as uncharacterized. The record is from RefSeq and is a predicted model, not a curated record. Gene Ontology annotation, molecular function: zinc ion binding; nucleic acid binding. Lineage: Eukaryota; Metazoa; Arthropoda; Insecta; Hymenoptera; Apidae. The coding region runs from base 1 to 732 and encodes 243 amino acids. The transcript is spliced from 2 exons.